Glycine soja is the source of this 1188-nucleotide messenger RNA. RefSeq lists its product as uncharacterized. The record is from RefSeq and is a predicted model, not a curated record. Bases 1 to 1188 code for a protein of 395 amino acids. Gene Ontology annotation, molecular function: protein binding. The transcript has a single exon. Lineage: Eukaryota; Viridiplantae; Streptophyta; Magnoliopsida; Fabales; Fabaceae.
AUGGACGACCACCGAAACUCAACACCAAAAAACGCCAUUGGCCUCUGCCUCCUCCCACAGGAACUCAUCCAAAACAUCUUCCUCUCCCUCGUACUCCCCGAAAUCAUUCGUUUAAAACUCGUCAACAAGUCCUUCUCGCGAAUAAUCUCCGACCACGCCUUCGUUCGCCAGUGCAACAAUUUCUCCACCUCCACUACGUGGCUCUUCGUCUACAAAAAACGCUGGCUCCGCGACGCCGUGCUCCACGCCUUCACCGACCGGAGCUCCGACCGAUGGUUCCGCAUCCCCAUAUCAGAGCUUCUCAAACCGAUCCACUUUCACGGCGAGGACCUCUACUUCCUCGCCGCCUCCAACAACGUCUUCCUCUUCGCCUCCAACACCGUCCUCGAAGUCGUCGCCGUUAACCUAAUCACCGUCACCGUUAAGAAGAUCCCCCCUUCCCCGUUGGGUCCACGUGGCACCUCCUCGUGGAGACGCUCCGGGAUGAAGCUCGUCACCGACUCCUCCGGUUCGGGCCAGUUUCGUUUCAUGUUCGCUGAGUUCGUUGACAACCGCCCCGUCUUGUUCGCGUACGAGUCCGAAACCGACACGUGGAAGUCAACGGAGGCAGAGGAAGAUAAUAACAAAGAGUUUUCAUUUUCGUUUUCGCCACGUGGCGCGAGUCACGUGUUUCUCAACGUUGUUCACGGGCCUAUGGAGAGCGUUCUGGUCGCGGCGACGCCAGAGUGCGACAAGCCCGUAGUUCUACGGCCCAGAUUCAACGUGACUGAGGCUAAUGAUGAUCUGACGGUUGGAUUUAGUUGGGGGAACGUGAUGGACAUGUUACACGUGUACGGCGAUGGGUACAUGAUGAUUGUGAAAUCGGAGGGUGGGAACACGAGGAACGUGAGGGUGUUGAAGGGAGUGGAGCUUUGGGGUUUGAGUUUGAACGGGAGAAAGUGGGAGUUUGUGUCUGCGGUUCCUGGUGUGAUUGAGAAGCCUUACGCGGCAAUGAUGGGUUGCUUAGAGGAGAAAAACGGUGUCGUUAGGGCUGCGUUGGUUUCUAAUUGUGAGGGAGUUUGGGACAUGACGUGGCUCUCUUUUGAUACCAGGUGGAACCGGUGGACGUUUAUGCCCCUCCCUGAUUGCAAAAUGAAGGGUUGGAACAUGGCUGGUAUAAGCUUCUCCUCUGGACUUACCUUGCCAUGA